UAUCCUCUUCAGGUGUUCUUCCUCUCUACUUUUCUUUGCUCUCUCAGUUUGAUACCAUUUUCUUGGUGAAAGGAUUCCUUUCUUCUUUCCCAAGAAACAAAAAUGGAGAAGCUCAGAUGCUGCAGCAACUUCCUUGAGAGCUCCAAACCCUACUUUGCAAUGAUAUCUUUGCAGUUUGGCUAUGCUGGCAUGAACAUCAUCAGUAAGGUUUCCCUCAAUAGAGGGAUGAGCCACUAUGUUCUGGUGGUUUACCGCCAUGCCUUUGCAACCGCUGUCAUCGCCCCCUUUGCUUUCAUUUUUGAGAGGAAAAAGCAACCGAGGAUUACAUUUCCAGUUUUCAUGCAGAUUUUUGUCCUUGCUCUUCUUGGGCCGGUGAUUGAUCAAAACUUCUAUUAUGCGGGGCUGAAAUUCACAUCACCAACUUUCUCAUGUGCAAUAAGCAACAUGCUCCCUGCCAUGACUUUUGUAAUGGCUGUCAUAUUCCGGAUGGAGAAGCUAGACCUGAAGAAAGCUCGGUGCCAAGCAAAGAUGGUGGGAACUGGAGUGACAGUAGCUGGGGCUAUGUUGAUGACUUUGUACAAAGGGCCCCUUGUGGAGUUGGUGUGGUCCAAGCACAUCCACCCUCACAACUCUUUUGAGACAACUUCCUCAGGAAGCACUUAUGACAAGGACUUUUUUAAGGGAACCAUGUUCCUUAUCAUUGCCACUCUUGCCUGGGCUGGUCUUUUUGUCUUACAAGCUCAUGCUUUGAAGACAUAUAGGAACCAUCAGCUGUCUCUUACAUCUCUGGUGUGCUUUGUGGGCACUCUACAGGCCAUUGCUGUCACCUUUGUCAUGGAACACAAACCCUCUGCCUGGAAAAUUGGCUUUGACAUGAGACUCCUUGCAGCUGCCUAUGCUGGAAUUGUUACAUCAAGCAUUUCAUACUAUGUCCAAGGGCUAGUGAUAAAGAAAAAAGGACCUGUCUUUGCAACUGCCUUUAGCCCCUUGAUGAUGAUAAUUGUUGCUAUUAUGGGAUCUUUCAUCCUGGCAGAAAAGAUUUUCCUUGGAGGGAUUCUUGGUUCUGUGUUGAUUGUUGUGGGCCUUUACUCAGUGCUAUGGGGAAAGCACAAAGAGAGCAUGGAAAAUAAAGAAGAGGAGAUACCAGAUGCUAUAAAGGGUGGUCAAGUAAAUGGCAAUGCAGUUUCAGGAAUUGAAGAUAUUGAAGCUAAUGGAAAUAUUCAAAUGGGGAAGGGAGAAGCUGAUAAGAAAGCAACUGCUCUCUCCUGCUGCCAUUAAUUAGCAUCUCCAUUUCCAUGAAGAACCCCCCAUGAAAGCCAGCCAAGAGAUCACUAAAGCAAAAUCAUAGGAACGGAUGGAUGGGGAUGGGCUUUUUUGUCUUUGCAUCCCCCGUUUUGUCAUCCUCUUUUCUUUUUUUUUUCCCUUUAU
This is a messenger RNA of Corylus avellana, 1428 nucleotides long. It is a transcript of the gene UMAMIT9, whose product is annotated as nodulin MtN21 /EamA-like transporter family protein. NCBI's taxonomy places the organism in Eukaryota, Viridiplantae, Streptophyta, Magnoliopsida, Fagales, Betulaceae. Gene Ontology annotation, molecular function: transmembrane transporter activity. The record is from RefSeq and is a predicted model, not a curated record. Gene Ontology annotation, cellular component: membrane.